Molecule: messenger RNA, 8783 nt
Organism: Rhinolophus ferrumequinum (greater horseshoe bat)
Lineage: Eukaryota; Metazoa; Chordata; Mammalia; Chiroptera; Rhinolophidae
Gene: MSH3
Product: mutS homolog 3
Exons: 24
Coding region: 85-3465 (1126 amino acids)
Biological process (GO): mismatch repair; mitotic recombination; somatic recombination of immunoglobulin gene segments
Cellular component (GO): nucleus
Molecular function (GO): mismatched DNA binding; ATP binding; ATP-dependent DNA damage sensor activity
Source: RefSeq, a predicted model, not a curated record
GCCCCUGCAGACGCCUGGCAACUGCGGCUGCGGGCUCGCGUUCUCAGCUCGGCCCUGCCCCCCGCUGUCACUCCCUGCCCUACGAUGUCGCACAGAAAGCUGGGCUCUGGCAGCGCCGCUGCCGCUGAGCCAGCCCCUGCAAGGCAAGCGGUGUUGAGCAGAUUCUUCCAGUCUACAGGAAGCCUGAAAUCCACCUCCUCCCCAACGGGUGCGGCGGCGAAGGCGGACCUUCAUUCUGACUCCGCAGCGCCCCCAGCGUCGUCCACUUUCUCGUCUCCGCUGCCGCCCCACGUGAUUGCAGAAAUUGACAGAAGUAAGAAGAGACCACUAGAGAAUGAUGGGCCUGUUAAAAAGAAAGCAAAGAAAGUCCAAAAAGAGGAAGAUCGAAGUGAUUCACUAAAGUCUGGGAAGCCUGAGCCAAAGAAAUGUCUGAAGACCAGGAUGGUUUUAAAAUCUCUGGAAAAAUUGAAAGAAUUCUGCUGUGAUUCCGCUCUUCCUCAAAACAGAGUCCAGAGAGAGCCUCUUCAGGAGAGAUUUGCAGUUCUGCCAAAAUGUACUGAUUUUGAUGAUAUCAGUCUUCUGCGUGCAAAGAAUGCGGUUUCUUCUGAAGAUUCCAAAUCUCACUCUAGUCAGAAGGACAAGACACUUUCUGAUUUCAGUCAGUUUGGAUCAUCACACGGGAGUUAUGAAAACUUACAGAAAAUUUCUGAUUCUAAACCAUCUAACAAAAGGACCAAAAGCAUCUACACGCCAUUAGAAUUACAAUAUAUAGAAAUGAAGCAGAAGCAAAAAGAUGCAAUUUUGUGUGUGGAAUGUGGAUAUAAGUAUAGGUUCUUUGGGGAAGAUGCAGAGAUUGCAGCCCGGGAGCUCAAUAUUUAUUGCCAUUUAGAUCACAACUUUAUGACAGCAAGUAUACCUACUCACAGACUAUUUGUUCACGUACGCCGGCUUGUGUCAAAGGGAUACAAGGUAGGCGUUGUGAAGCAAACGGAAACAGCAGCAUUAAAGGCCAUUGGGGACAACAAAAGUUCACUCUUUUCCCGGAAAUUGACUGCUCUUUAUACGAAAUCUACGCUUAUUGGAGAAGAUGUGAAUCCUUUAGUCAAGCUGGAUGAUGCUAUAAAUGUUGAUGAGAUAAUGACUGAUACUUCUUCCAGCUAUCUUCUGUGUAUCUGUGAAAAUAAGGAGAAUGUUAAAGACAAAAAAAAGGGGAACGUUUUCAUUGGAAUCAUGGGAGUGCAGCCUGCCACAGGUGAAGUUGUGUUUGAUAGUUUCCAGGACUCUGCUUCCCGUUCAGAGCUGGAAACCCGGAUAUUGUGCCUGCAGCCAGUGGAGCUGCUGCUUCCAUCACACCUGUCAGAGCAAACAGAGAUGCUCGUCCACAGAGCCACAGCUGUUAGUGUUCGGGAUGACAGAAUUCGAGUAGAAAGGAUGGAUAACAUGUAUUUUGAAUAUAGCCAUGCUUUCCAGGUGGUUACAGAAUUUUAUGCAAAAGAUGUAGUUGACAUCAAAGGUUCUCAAAGUUUUUCUGGCAUCAUUAACUUGGAGAAGCCUGUGAUCUGCUCUUUGGCUGCCUUAAUAAGAUAUCUGAAAGAAUUUAACUUGGAAAAGGUGCUUUCCAAACCCAAGAAUUUUAAACAGUUCUCAGGUGCAAUGGAAUUUAUGACGAUUAGUGGAACAACAUUAAGGAAUCUUGAAAUCCUACAGAAUCAGACUGAUAUGAAAACCAAAGGAAGUUUAUUUUGGGUUUUAAACCAUACUAAAACUUCAUUUGGGAGACGGAAGUUAAAGAAGUGGGUGACCCAGCCACUCCUUAAAUUAAGGGAAAUAAAUGCUCGACUUGAUGCUGUAUCUGAAGUUCUUCAUUCAGAAUCCAGUGUGUUUGGUCAGAUAGAAAAUCAUCUACGUAAAUUGCCCGACAUAGAGAGAGGACUCUGUAGCAUUUAUCACAAAAAAUGUUCUACUCAAGAGUUCUUCUUGAUGGUCAAAACCCUUUAUCACCUGGAGUCAGAAUUUCAAGCCUUAAUACCUGCUGUUAAUUCCCACGUUCAGUCAGAUUUGCUCCAGACAUUUAUUUUAGAAAUUCCUGAACUCCUCAGUCCGGUGGAGCAUUACUUAAAGAUACUUAAUGAACAAGCUGCCAAAAUUGGAGAUAAAACUGAAUUAUUCAAUGACCUUUCUGACUUCCCUUUAAUAAAAAAGAGAAAGGAUGAAAUUCAAGGGGUGACUGAUAAAAUCCAAAUACAUUUGCAAGAAAUACGAAAAAUACUGAAAAAUCCUUCUGUACAGUAUGUGACAGUAUCAGGACAGGAGUUUAUGAUUGAAAUAAAGAACUCUGCUAUAUCUUGUAUACCAACUGAUUGGAUUAAGGUUGGAAGCACAAAAGCUGUGAGCCGCUUUCAUUCUCCUUUUAUUGUAGAAAAUUACAGACAUCUGAAUCAGCUCCGGGAGCAGCUAGUCCUUGACUGCAACGCUGAAUGGCUUAAUUUUCUAGAGAGUUUUGGUGAACACUAUCACUCUUUGUGUAAAGCAGUACAUCACCUAGCAACUGUUGACUGCAUUUUCUCCCUGGCCAAAGUCGCUAAGCAAGGAGACUACUGCCGACCAACUGUGCAAGAGGAAAGGAAAAUCAUAAUUAAAAAUGGCCGGCAUCCUGUGAUUGAUGUGUUGCUUGGAGAACAGGACCAGUAUGUUCCCAAUAGUACAAACUUAUCAGGGGACUCAGAGAGAGUAAUGAUAAUUACUGGACCAAACAUGGGUGGAAAGAGCUCCUACAUAAAACAAGUUGCACUGAUUACUGUCAUGGCUCAGAUUGGCUCCUAUGUUCCUGCAGAGGAAGCGACGAUUGGAAUUGUGGAUGGCAUUUUCACGAGGAUGGGUGCUGCAGAUAAUAUAUAUAAAGGACAGAGUACAUUUAUGGAAGAAUUGACUGACACAGCAGAAAUAAUAAAAAAAGCAACAUCACAGUCCUUGGUUAUCAUGGAUGAAUUAGGAAGAGGGACGAGCACCCAUGAUGGAAUUGCCAUUGCUUAUGCUACACUUGAGCAUUUUAUUAGAGAGGUGAAAUCCUUAACCCUGUUUGUCACCCAUUAUCCACCAGUUUGUGAAUUAGAGAAAAGUUACUCACAGCAGGUGGGGAAUUAUCACAUGGGAUUCUUGGUCAAUGAGGAUGAAAGCGAACAAGAUGCAGGUGAAGAAGUCCCUGAUUUUGUCACUUUUCUUUAUCAAGUAACUAGAGGAAUUGCAGCAAGGAGUUAUGGACUAAAUGUGGCUAAACUAGCAGAUGUUCCUGGAGAAAUUUUAAAGACAGCAGCUAGCAAGUCAAAAGAGCUGGAACGAUUAGUAAACAUGAAAAGGAAAAGGCUAAAGUGUUUUGCAACGUUAUGGACGAUAAAUGAUGUAAAGGACCUGCAAAAGUGGACAGACCAGUUUGAAAUGGAAGAAAUUACAGACUUCUCUUCCUGAUUAAAAUGAAGAUUACAUUUUGAACAAAAACUACAGAAUAAAAAGAACACCCACUGUACAAAACAACUCUCCAUGACAGUCCAUCUUUGUGUGAGCAUAAAACAUGACAAUGGGAUAUUCCUAUUGGAAACUGAGAGCUUUUGUGUAGAAAGUCUGUUUCAGGUUCCCAUCGUGUUAAAAUAUAAACACUUUUGAAUAUUAAGGUGUCUCUUAUGUAAUUAGAAAAUUUCAUGGCCAGUAAGCGUCACAUAAAAUCAAAACCUGAUGUGCAGUUAAUGAGUUUUUAGAGAGUGCUCUAAAAAUUUAAUUUAUAUUUUUAUUUGUGUCAGUUUAGAUAAUUUGCAACUGGGUGAAAUGUCUGGCAAGAAUUUACCUUUACAUUUGAACUAAGAUAAUUUUAUAGUCCCACCAAUUUAUUCACUAUAAGCAUUUUUAACAGGAAAUAGACAUAUCAAGCUUUCAGAACUAGACCACAGAAGGAAUAAAGUCAUAUGAAAUUUGAAAAGUUAAAUAUUGUCAGUUUUAAACAAUUUAAAGAUUGUUGGAUGAAAUUAUCUGUCAUUCAAGUAAUAAACAUUUAAUGAAUACUUGCUAUAAAUUAUAUAUUUUUUGUUGACUUUUUGGGUUUUUAACUAACUGGCAAUUGUUACUUUUAAGGUUUAAUUAAGGAACCAAGAUUACUGCUCCUCUGAAAUACACAAAACUGAGCUUAUUCAUUUUGGACCUUUCUAUUAACCAAUAUAGCAAAUGCAUGGUCACUCUGGUAUUGAACGUUAUAGCUUUGUUGAUUCAUACACGUAACAGCGAUCCUUCCUUUCAUAUUUAGGGUAACAAGUGCUCCUGUGUCCCUGAGAUUUUUACAGCACUUAAAAUCUGGCUUCUCAUAUCCAUGUACUUUUUGUUUCCAAAUAACGAUCUUGCACAAAGGCUCUCCAUCUUAUUUCCCACCCAUUUAUUAUUCCUGCUCAGUUAAAUGUCUCCCACACGUUUUAUGGGCAUAUAUCUAAUUCCUUCUGUAGAUUAUUUCCUACAGUGACCCUAACUGUGACCCCUGGACAUGGGAGUCAAUAUAGGUUCCCCAAGUUGAUGAAGAGCAGGUGGUUGCUACACUUUGGAGUCACAUUUUAGUCUCUGAUUCCCCACCAUUUUGGAGUUAGAGUAGGAUGUAAUUUAAUUCAUUCUACCAUCCCUCCAGAAAUAUUAACAUAAUAGUGAAAUUCUCAAAAGUGUAUCAAAAAAGAAUUAGUUGGAAUUUACUUUUUAAAAAAGAACAAUACUUUUUAAACAAUGUUUCAAUAUACUAUAUGACUGUAAAUGUUUUAUAUUCUUUCUAAUGAGAUUUCAAAGAUGACCUUACUGGCAGGCCAGCAAGAAAAGGAGAUGAAUCCAGGAGUGUCACACCCAGGCCUGAGGGAGCUACAGGGACCAGCAAUCACUGCUGAUGUCCAAGUGGACAUUCCGGGCCAUCUCUGGCUUGCCCAGGUCAGUGUCAACAUUCAAGCAGGUGAGGAUUCCAGGUGCAUUGUCUCCUGGCAGUGGCAGUAGAGUGUCGGGCAAGUGACAGUGUGAAACAUUACAAGGCAGAUUCUCUAACAUGAAGCAGGACGUCAGUCAGCCAGCCAGUUGGCAGGAGGUCAAACUUCCUCCAAGUUUGGGAGAAGACCAGCACGGCUAACUGCGUUUCUAAGUGAGGGGCAUUUCCAGCCAAGUAACGGAGUUGUGGACGGGAGAGUAGUGGCCAAGUCCCAGCGACCAACGUAGACUUCAUAGAUGCCGUGGAGACCAGCCGGAAAGACGCAAUUGACUGGGUACAUACUCCAGAUACCAAACUGAGCAGUUCUAAAGUUAGAGAUAGCAUCUCUAUGAUACUUAGUUCAUUCCUUUUGGAUAUAUACCUAGAAGUGGGAUUGCUGGAUCAUAUGAUAGUUCUGUUUUUAAUUUUUUGAGGAACCCCAUACUGUUUUCCAUAGUAGGUGUACCAGCGUACCUCCCCGCCACCAGUACACAAGGGUUCCCCUUUUCCCCACACCGUCACCAACACUUGUUAUUACUUAUCUUUUCGAUAAUAGCCAUCCUAACAAAUGUGAAGUGAUAUUGAUAUCUCAUUUUGCUUUUGAUUUGCAUUUCUCCGAUGGUUACAGUUUUAGAACAUUUUCAUCACCCUAGAAAAAGAUACCUACACUCAUAAGCAGUCACUCUUCAUUCCUCCCUCAAAUCCCCAACCCUGGACAGCCACUAAUCUGCUUUCUGUCUCUAUAGAUUUGCUUAUACUCAUACUUCAUAUGAACAGAAUGCUACCAUAUGUGGUCUUUGUAUCUGGCUUCUUUCAUUUAACAUACCUGUCUCAAGGUUCAGCCAUGUUGUGGCAUGUAACAGUACUUCACUCUUUUCUACUGCUGAAAACUACUCUGUUUUAUGUAUUUACCAUAUUUUAUUUAUCCAUUCAUCAGCGUAUGCACUUUCGGGUUGUUUCUUUUUUUGGCUAUUAUGAAUAAUUCUGCUGUGAACAUUCAUGUGUAUGGUUUUUAUGUGGCAAUGCGUAGGAUUUUUUUUUUAAUUUUUAUUGAGGAAUAUUGGGAAACUGUGUGUUUUUCCAGGACCCAUCAGCUCUAUGUCAAGUCACUGCUUUCAAUCUAGUUGUGGAGGGCGCAGCUCACUGGUCCAUGUGGGAAUCGAACUGGCGACCUUGGUGCCAUGAGCACUGCCCUCCAACCACUGAGUCAACCGGCCUCCCAGGAUUUUUUUUUAAAGCUCCCUCAAAUCUAAUGUGCAGUGGUUUGUGAACUACUGGUCUCAGUGAUUACAAAUGACUAAACCAUAUUUGUCAUUGGAUUGAGAGUCAUUUCGUCUCUCUCUUCCCUGCUUUAUCUAUCACUUAGGGCAAAGCAUGACAUAUGGUAGACUCCCAAUGUUUUUUGACAGAGAAAAGAAAAACCAAACUCUUUCAGGUUAGAAACCCAAUGAAAGACUUUAUCUUUUCAUAAUCAGGACACCAUUUCACUAGGGAGUUGAGGUCCACACGUAAGUACUAUAUAUGUUAAAAAAAAUAAAAUAAAAAUUUCUCCUGACAAUUUGUCCAAGUUUGAGCCUGUUGUCAUGGUUUAUAGUGGUGAUGGAGCUGGUGAAACUGCCCGCUGCAUGAAUUCCAGAGUAGAGACUAGAUUGAAUCCAAUGUGGUCUACAAAUUAAUGUUGACAUUUACUAAGUUCUACGAUCAAUAUUAAUUACUGCUGUGCUAUGGAAUUAUAAAAGUGCUAUUUAAUAUUCCACACCAAGGAUCUGGGUAGAGAGAGAAAGGAACUUAAUACCAUCUGUGGUCUCUAACUUUAUAAUUACUGUCAAUUCCUCUUUGGAACACUCUAGUUCAUAUAGUUGUUCCCCCCUUAUCCACAGUUCUGCUUUCCAUGGUUUCAGGUUCCCGCAGUUAACUGCAGUCUGAAAAUAUUUGAUGGAAAAUCCCAGAAAUAAACAAUUCAUAAGUUUUAAAUUGCACACCGUUCUGAGCAAUGUGAUGAAAUCUCUUGCAGUCCUGUUCCAUCCCACCCAGGAUGUGAACCAUCCCUUUGUCCAGUGUAUCAUUGCUGUAUAUGCUCCCCGUCUGUCAGUCAGUAGCUGUCACAGUUAUCAGAUAGACUGUUGAGGUAUCACCGUGCUUGUGCUCAACUAACCCCUAUGAUACUUAAUAAUGGCCCCCAAAUGCAAGAGUAGUGAUGCUGGCAAUUCAUAUAUGCCAAAGAGAAGCCGUAAGCGCUUCUUUAAGUGAAAAGGUAUGUAUGUACAGAAAGCAACACGGUAUAUAUAAGGUUCAGUAUUAUCCAUGGUUUCAGGCAUCCACUGGAGGUCUUGGAACACAACCGCCACAAAUAAGGGAGAUUCCUAUAUGUGAUUAUUGUUAGGUUUAUUAAUGUCCAGAGAUGUAUUACGAUUAGGGGGAUACCCAUUCUAGUUUGCCUGGGACAGUCCUGGUCUCUGUCUGUUUUCCUGGCAUAUUUAUUAAAAGGCUCUUUUACUCAAAGGUGCCCUGUUCUGAAUAACAGAUUAUAUAGUUACCCUAGUUACAGGUGCUAUUUCAUGGGCACACUCAAUGACUUAAUAAAUUUUAAAUGUCGUCUUAAAAAAAUCCAUUUUUUUCCUCACCCAUGGUAUAACCUGAUUUUUAUCCCCCAAACCUGCCAAUUGUUUUUGUCUGUUCACAAUAAAUGCCUUAUAUUGUGGCAUUUAGAAACUACUACUCUCUCCACUUGGCAUGGCAGAGCUUUACUACCUGAUCUACCUUUGAGACUUCCUCCCUGAAGAUAACUUGUCAUCUGCCUUGUUUCUGUGAUAUCAUGGUGAGGAAGUUGCACCUGCUUGACUUCAUGAGACACCCUGCCGGGCCUCCUUCCUGCAGAAUAAUUACUGCAUCUGGGAGGAAGAGUGCUUUCCUCUAGUCGCUUUGUACUUUCUUCACAUACUCCCUUCAUUGUCUUUGACUAUAUCGUCUUUUUUUUUUUUUGACAUUGGAACAGUCUCAUUUCUACAUCAGAAAUAUUGUGUGCCAUUUAUUUUAGCCUGCUUCUCAGCUUCAAGCUCCUUUUUUUAAAACCUCACUUCCAUGAGGCUCCCUCACUGGAUGUAGAGAUGUCCCUGCCUUCAUCUGAAUCACCUAAGGAGGUUUUUAAACACAUAUUUCUAGGUCACUCGGGCUUAACUGAAUUCAAAUCUCUCAGGUUAGUUCACAACAGGGAUAUCCAUCAACAUUAAUUUCUGUCCUCCUUUCUUCUUUCCCAUUUUUCUCUCCCCUUUCCUUUUCUUACCUUUCCCUACAUGGUGAGUGAUUUUUGUCUCCAAACAAAUUUGCUAAAAAUCGUAUUCCUUAGAUCAUAACCCCUCUCCAAGAUUCUGUCUGAUUCAGUAGGUCUGGCGUGGGUCCCAGGGAACUUUAUGAUUUUUUUAAGUAGACUUUUUAAAAAAAGCAGUUUUAGGUUCACGGAGCAGAAAGUACAGAUAGUUCCCAUGUACCUCCCCCUGCUCGCACAAGCCCAGCGUCCCUCACUACCGACAUCCCCCGUCAGAGUGCCACAGCUGUCAUAGUGGAUACCCUACGUCGUCACUUAAGGCCCACAGUACAUAUGUUAGUCUUCACUCUUGGUGGUGUACAUUCUAUGGGUUUUGACAAAUGUAUAAUGACAUGUAUCCACUAUUAUAGUAUCACACAGAGUACUUUCACUGCCUACAAACCUUCUGUGCUCUGCAUGUUCAUCUCUUUUCUCUAACCCCUGACAACCAGUGAUCUUUUUACUAUCUUCAUAGUUUUGCUUUUUCCAAAAUGUCAUGGA